ACAGAAAUCAUUAGUUCAGUACAACAAUAGCAUCGAUUAACACAGUGAUUAAGAAAGAAAGAAACAGCUAAUUAAUCAGUCACUAAGCCAAACCAUGGGCAAGAACGCGAGCCGCCUCGCCGUCGCCGCCGUCGUCGUGUUCGCGCUGCUGCUGUCGCUCCGGCAGCUGGAGGCGGCCGACGACGUCUCCGUGUCGUGCUCCGACGUGGUCGCCGACGUGACGCCGUGCCUGGGGUUCCUGCAGGGAGACGACGACCACCCCUCCGGCGAGUGCUGCGACGGCCUGUCCGGCCUGGUGGCCGCCGCGGCCACCACGGAGGACCGGCAGGCGGCGUGCGAGUGCCUCAAGUCGGCCGUCUCCGGCCAGUUCACCGCCGUCGAGGCCGCGCCGGCGAGGGACCUGCCGGCGGACUGCGGCCUCUCCCUGCCCUACACCUUCUCGCCGGACGUCGACUGCUCCCAGAUUGAGUGAAGAGAACAAAUUAAAAGACAGUGUGUACUGUGUCUUGUGUGCUUGAACUACGUCGAGAUGAGACAUAAAUUCUCCUUUGUGUAUUUGUGUGUCAGCCCGUGUGCCAUUAUACUUUUUUGUCUUCUCCUUUUGUGCUAAUCUCUGUACUUAGUGUGUGCUAUUACUGUACUACUGUACUCCUUUUAGUAUUUGUGCCUGAGCUUUUAUGAUGAUGA
Molecule: messenger RNA, 687 nt
Organism: Oryza sativa Japonica Group (Japanese rice)
Lineage: Eukaryota; Viridiplantae; Streptophyta; Magnoliopsida; Poales; Poaceae
Product: non-specific lipid-transfer protein 4.1
Biological process (GO): lipid transport
Cellular component (GO): membrane
Molecular function (GO): lipid binding
Source: RefSeq, a predicted model, not a curated record